CCCAGAACUUAUCCUAGUUUCCCUCCCCUCUCUCGUCCACCUUGUGGUCUGCGUCCUGUUCCUUUCCUUUGUAAAGUGUAACACUCUCCUGCGCAUACUCGGUCGAAACCAUUCAGCUGGCCCCGCCACCUUCUAGAUAUUGCUUAUCUCUUCACGGGCUGACAGCUUCCGGAACCGAGCUCCCGCUAUCGGCCGACAUUAUUUACCCCCGUCUUCUCAUCCUAAACGCACAAAAACACCAUCUUGGAAAUGGUCGCAGACGCCCUAGUUUAUCACCCUGCCGUGGCGCAUUAUCUGCGCUUUGUUGCAACAACUGUUGGUCGCGAUAAAAUCCUCCGUACACUUCAAUACUUCUCCCGCUUCUAUGCCUGGUACCUGUACCGCACCAACCGCCCGCAGUCCGCCAUCGAUCCCUAUAAUGCCAUCAAGAAGCAAUUCGGAACCACGCGGAAGAUUCUCAGAAUCGGAAAGUUUGUUGAACACUUGAAGGCUGCCGCGCUCGCUUCCGACAACAAGAGCCCCAUCGACCCGGUACUUCGCUACCUUGCGGUCGGUCGGCAGCUUGGUUAUGCCGGAUACCUGUCUCUUGAUACCGUCACCGUCGUGGACGCGAUUGGUGUUCGCAAACUUGCUUCCGUGAAGAGACUGCAGGAUUCGGCCUAUAGGUCGUGGAUGGCCGGAUUGGUGUGCAGUGCUGUCGCUAGCCUGUACACCCUCUUCCGGCUAAGGGAGAAGGCGAAGACUCUUGAUUUGAAGGAAGGCGAGGGUGUCGUGGAGGCGAAGAAGCUUGAGAAGGAACGUUCUACGGCUCGUAUUCAGCUGGUCUCCGACCUGUGCGACCUGACUGUUCCUGUGUCUGCCCUUGGCCUCGCUACACUCGACGAUGGCCUCGUUGGUAUUGCAGGAAUGGUCAGCAGUUUGAUCGGUGUCUGGUCACAAUGGCGGAAGACUGCUUAGGCGGUCGAUGUUGGGUCUUCCCAUGCACAGAGGUUACCAAGUCAGCCUGGAGAUGAUGCCACGAUUUUACCGAGUUGCAAUGACUUGCUGGCGAGGAGCUUGCAUCCAAACUUCUUCAGGCUUCUCUAACCAUGGUCCGUGCUAGGAAGGGGUACGAAGCGAUAGGAAAUCUAUAGUUCAAUUUCGAACAUAUUGAAGGCCUGGGUGUCAUGAUUGAGGUGAAUCCCAGUCGAGUUUCUGACCUGCAAUGCAGGUACCUAUUUUUUCAACAAGUGUAGCCUAAGAUAUAUUCCCUGGUUUUCUGCGGUC
Messenger RNA from Aspergillus homomorphus CBS 101889, 1266 nucleotides. RefSeq names its product PEX11 family protein. Lineage: Eukaryota; Fungi; Ascomycota; Eurotiomycetes; Eurotiales; Aspergillaceae. The record is from RefSeq and is a predicted model, not a curated record. The transcript is spliced from 3 exons. Bases 250 to 957 code for a protein of 235 amino acids. Gene Ontology annotation, cellular component: peroxisomal membrane. Gene Ontology annotation, biological process: peroxisome fission; regulation of peroxisome size.